Helianthus annuus (common sunflower) is the source of this 1268-nucleotide messenger RNA. Its product is annotated as galactose mutarotase. The record is from RefSeq and is a predicted model, not a curated record. The transcript has 5 exons. Gene Ontology annotation, biological process: beta-D-galactose catabolic process via UDP-galactose, Leloir pathway; glucose metabolic process. Gene Ontology annotation, molecular function: carbohydrate binding; aldose 1-epimerase activity. Lineage: Eukaryota; Viridiplantae; Streptophyta; Magnoliopsida; Asterales; Asteraceae. Bases 57 to 1196 code for a protein of 379 amino acids.
AAUACAAUUCUUGGUUUCUAACUUUCUAUAUAUAAACUCUCUCACCAUUGUUUUUCAUGCCCAUACCAAUGAUGUACAAAUCUCCAACUGUUUUCUACACCAUGAUGAUGAUGAUGAUCAUCACCAGUUUUGUGUUGUUAUGUGGAUCAGGAGCAGGAGGUGUGAGUGCCUCAAAACAUGAGGAUAAUAUAGGGAUCUAUGAGCUCAACAAUGGCCACUUCUCUGUCAAACUCACCAACUGGGGUGCCACCAUAAUAUCUCUUCUUCUUCCUGACAAGAAUGGGAAGUUUGCAGAUGUGGUUCUUGGAUACGACUCUGUCAAAACAUACAAGAACGAUUCAACCUACUUUGGAGCUAUCGUUGGACGGGUUGCUAACCGGAUAGGUGGAGCUCAGUUCAUAUUAAAUGGUACCCGCUAUGAGCUAGAUGCUAACGAGCAGCAAAACAUGCUUCAUGGUGGGCAUCCAGGAUUCAGUGAUGUGGUUUGGGAGGUCACAAAGUAUAAAAAAGAUGGCGAAUCACCUCGUAUUAUGUUCACAUACCAUAGUUUCGAUGGAGAAGAAGGAUUUCCUGGUGAUUUGAAAGUAAUGGUGACUUAUUCACUAGUUGGAAAGUUUAAACUCAGUGUGAAGAUGGUAGCAGAAUCACAAAAUAAGGCUACACCCGUUAACCUAGCCCAACACACGUAUUGGAACCUUGGAGGACAUGAUAGUGGCGAUAUAUUAUCCGAAAAGAUCCAGAUCUUCGGGUCACACAUCACGCCAACAAACGAUCAACUCAUUCCUACAGGAAGGAUUGUUUCGGUUAAGGGUACCCUGUAUGAUCUCCUCGAACCUAGGGUCAUAAAGAGCAAAAUCAAAGAACUUACUAACGGGUUUGACAUAAACUAUGUGCUAGAUGGUGAAAAGGGGAAGAAAAUGAAAAGGGUCGCAGUUGUGUGGGAUGAGAAGUCCGGAAGGUCAAUGAGAUUGACCACGGAUGCACCCGGUGUACAGUUUUACUCCGGGAACAAUAUAGAGGACGUGAAAGGAAAAGGUGGAUAUGUAUAUGAAGCGCAUGCGGGAUUAUGUUUGGAGACCCAAGGGUUUCCUGAUUCGGUUAACCAUCCUAACUUCCCUUCGCAAAUAGUUAAUCCUGGUCAAGUUUAUAAGCACCACAUGUUGUUUAUGUUCUCCAUCGACCAAGAAUCAAAAUGAAGUAUGUAAGCUUUUGUUUUUGAAAUAACUGUUGUUUAUAAUGAUAUUGGUAAAUAUAAUCCAUAGCUAGUU